AUGAACUGCCCCAGUCGGACUGAGGAGCCCGAGGGCGACGGCAUGAACCAGAGCCCGCGCUCGCUGUCGGCCGAUCUCACCACCCGUCAGGAUCUGAACGGCAUUGCCAACGCGCGGGAGCUGCGCAGGAUCGCGAGUAUGGAUAGUGAGAUGGAGGUUGAUCGCGUGCCAGACGGCGAUGGGUCGAAGCACCGGUCGAAAAGGGGGGAGGUGGUGGUGGUGGCAGGGGAGGGGGUGAGGCCCAGUAGUCAAGGCGGCUCGCAAUCGGAGUUGGUCGCCAUUGAUGCUGCGGACCGUGGUAGUGGUGGUGGGGGGGGUGGUGGAAGCGGGAACUGGGAUGCCAACGUCCCCUUCCUGACGAGAACCUUUUUGAAAAUCCGCAAAGGGGUGAAAACGUAUGUGGCCUUUGUGGGCCCUGGUUUCAUGAUUUCAGUGGCGUACAUUGAUCCGGGCAACUACGCUACUGAUGUCGCUGCCGGUGCGACGUACCGCUUCAAGCUGCUCUUCAUCGUUCUGAUGUCGAACAUCUUUGCCAUCUUCCUGCAGAGCUUGUGUAUCAAGCUGGGAAGUGUCAGCGGUCUUAACUUGGCGGAGGCUUGCCGAGCCUUCCUCCCAUGGUGGUUGAACAUCUUCCUCUACAUCAUGGCCGAGACAGCUAUUAUUGCUACCGAUAUUGCUGAGGUUAUUGGUACAGCCAUUGCAAUCAACCUUCUGGUUCCUCAGAUCCCACUGGUUGCAGGCUGUGCUAUCUCGAUCAUCGACGUGCUCCUCAUAUUACUUUUCUAUCGGCCAAACGGAUCAAUGAAGGGUCUAAGAGCCUUCGAAAUGUUUGUGGCUUCUCUAGUUCUUGGAGUUGUGGUUUGCUUUUGCAUCCAGCUCAGCUUAAUCAAGGACACUUCUGUGGGCGACGUCGUCCGCGGAUACCUUCCAUCAUCUGCAAUUUUGGAAUCGAAAGGUCUGUACCAAGCUUGUGGUAUUCUGGGUGCAACAGUGAUGCCCCAUAGUCUUUACCUGGGCAGUGGUAUUGUUCAACCCCGACUUCAAGAGUACGACAUCAAACAUGGCAUUGUGCCCGCAUCUAUUCGCUCAGACAGCGACAGCAUCGACAAAGUGGUGUACUACCCCUCUCUCCCCGCGAUCAACUUUUGCCUGAAAUUAUCCAUAGUCGAGUUGGCCUUCUCGCUUUUUACAUUCGCCCUGUUCGUCAACAGCGCCAUUCUCAUCACAGCCGGAGCCUCUCUCUAUGGAACCGGUGCUGAUGAUGCCGAUCUCUUUGGCAUUCACCGCUUGCUCUCGGACACCAUUUCAUCUGGCGCUGGAACCAUCUUUGCUCUCGCUCUCCUCAUGUCCGGUAUCAGUGCUGGGAUAGUCUGUACCAUUGCCGGACAGAUGGUAUCCGAAGGGGCUUUGAACUGGACCAUAGCCCCUUGGAUGCGACGACUGAUCACACGAAGUAUCUCAAUCACACCCAGCAUCAUCAUUGCCGCCGCCGUGGGGAAAGAAGGCCUCUCGGCAGCUCUGAACGGCUCUCAGGUAGCGCUGAGCAUCGUUCUGCCUUUCGUCACGGCACCACUGAUUUACUUCACGUGCAGAAAUAAAUACAUGACGGUGCGCGCCAGCACGUCUGAGGACCGUGACGAUGAGACCGAUGAUGAUACAGAGGCGAGACCGGAGGUGGAGGGUACGAAGAUGCGAAAUAAUUGGGCUACUGCCACCUUCGGCGUCAUCAUUUGGCUCAUCAUUACGGUUAUGAACGUGGCUAAUCUGGUGUUGUUGGGCAGGGGAGACACCUAG
Messenger RNA from Drepanopeziza brunnea f. sp. 'multigermtubi' MB_m1, 1794 nucleotides. NCBI's taxonomy places the organism in Eukaryota, Fungi, Ascomycota, Leotiomycetes, Helotiales, Drepanopezizaceae. The record is from RefSeq and is a predicted model, not a curated record.